Messenger RNA from Helicoverpa zea (corn earworm), 4545 nucleotides. It is a transcript of the gene conv, whose product is annotated as toll-like receptor Tollo. The record is from RefSeq and is a predicted model, not a curated record. Gene Ontology annotation, molecular function: protein binding. Lineage: Eukaryota; Metazoa; Arthropoda; Insecta; Lepidoptera; Noctuidae. The transcript is spliced from 19 exons. The coding region runs from base 118 to 3534 and encodes 1138 amino acids.
UCAUGGUGGGGUGAUGUUACGCAGUAUUUCUAAGAAAAUAAUAUUACGUUUAUUUAACGUAAUUGUAAUGCUACGGACUUAGAAACUUCACAACUACUGCAAAAUUUUGCGUAAUCCAUGUUGAAUCAAGGAUUGAGUGCAGAUAACUCACCCACAAAAAUGGUAACAAAAAUUAUAUUCACUCUCGCAACACUGCUGACCUACACAAAUGCUGAAUACAUACCUCCGGGUCCCGUCUACCCUUGUCCCAAUGACUCGAAGACCACGUUACUGUACCCGUGUGUCUGUGAGAAGGGGUCGGACACCGGGCUGUAUAUACGGUGUGAAAAUACCGGGUUGGCUGUGUUGAGCGUUGGGUUGGGGAAUAUAGCUGGGUUGGGGUUACCGGUUGAACGAUUGUUGUUGAAGGAGUUAAAGAUUUCAAAUCUCUUCGGCCCCCUCUUCCACCGGUCCACGAUCAGAGUACUCCAGAUAGAAGACACCCCCAUCAGGACGAUAGACCAGUACGCAUUCGCGGGAGUCAAUAGGACACUCCAAGAGUUGUACAUGAUUAACACUCAAAUUGAUGUCUUCCCGAAAGAUGCUUUUAUGAUCCUAGGCAAUCUCUCAGUGUUAUCUAUAGAUGGGCACAAAAUGACUAAGCUAGCUAAAGACAUAUUCGCUGGCAGUGAGCUGGUCGGCAAGUUGGAGAGAUUGCAUCUAUCUAAUGGGCUCAUUGCUGAUAUACCGCCGGAGGCUUUUCAGGUGCUAAAAAAACUAAAAAAGCUAGAUCUUCACGGCAACAAACUGGUCACGCUGAAGAGGAAUCAGUUCAAAGGAUUGAGAGACACUGAGUUAUUGGAUUUGAGUCAUAACAGCAUAACAAAGUUGGAUGGUAGUCAUAUCGGAGAUUUGACUAAACUAGGCUGGUGUAAUGCGAGUCAUAAUCAAAUUGGAGAAAUACCGAGAGGUAUGUUCGCAAGGAACACAGUUAUAAAAGUAGUACAUUUGGAUCACAACAAGAUAAAGAAAUUGGACACCAACAGUUUUAGAGGAAUGAGGUUUUUGAGGCGUCUCUACCUCCAAGACAAUUUAAUAUCAGACAUAGGCCGAGGCACGUUUUCAGCAGUAACCAGAAUAGGUACCGUGGACCUCGCUAGGAAUCAAAUCAAGAAAGUUGACUUCCAAAUGUUCCAGCAAGUGAAAUAUGCUGAGAUAAUUAACUUAGCAGAAAACAACAUUACUAUAAUAGAAACGCAAGCAUUUACAGACUUAUAUCAAGCAGUAGUAAAUAUUUCUCACAACGCUCUCUCGACCAUAGAGACAGGAGCGUUUGUGAAUUGCAAUAAUAUGACGUUGCUAGACUUUAGCCAUAACCAAUUGUCUAUGAUCAGUCCUAGAGCGUUUGAUGAAAAUAGUUAUGCGUAUGAAUUGCAAGUUUCGCAUAAUGAGUUUAGGAAUUUUUCGCAGAUACCAAUACAAAAUAUGACAGGAAUCCAAAAAUUAAAUGUAUCACACAACAAAAUAGAGUCUAUACCAAAACUAGCAUUUCCGAAAUUAUACGAACUACAUACAGUUGACAUGUCUCAUAAUAAUUUGAGCGAAAUAUUUAACGCUGUCUUCCAAAAUCUGUUUUCUAUAAGAUUCCUUAACCUAAGCUACAAUUCACUAGAAACAAUUAAGCCAGCGACUUUCGGCACUAUUCCCACAGUGUUAGAGUUAAAUUUGUCUCACAACAGGCUUAGAGAGAUCUCCCGAGGUAGUCUUGCGAAGUUGGUCAGCUGUCGCCUUAUAGAUAUCAGUUAUAACGUACUGGAAAAACUGUUUCAAAUACCUAUUAGUUUGGGCGAAUUAAACGUAGCCCACAACAACAUAACUUCAAUAAAACCGAACACUUGGCCGACAAUGAACGCUCUACUUCGGCUGAACCUAUCGGCCAACCAGCUGGCUGAUUCGCUGCAAUCAGACAGCUUCUCCAGUCUACUAACUCUUCAAGCACUGGAUUUAUCAGCCAAUGGGUUAACUAAACCGCCUUGGGAAGCGUUGAGUAGUCUGACUAGUUUGCAAUAUUUGUAUUUACAGGAGAACAACAUAACGGAGCUAAGCCGCUCUGCGUUCGGCAACCUACCGACAACUUUCAAGAUAGACUUGUCGCGCAACCAAAUAGCAACCGUUGCUCAGAGGUCGUUCAAUGGGCUGCAACAGUUGCUUGAUCUGUCGUUAAGCGGGAAUAGGCUUGAGAGUGUGCCUAAUGAGGCUUUUAAAGGAUUAGUUGCUUUAAGGAAGUUGGAUCUGUCACAUAAUUUCUUAGAAAAGAUUGACAAUAAAACAAACGGGUUGCUAGACGACUGCUUAUCUUUGGAAGAGGUAAACUUAAGCCACAAUAAAAUUGGGUUUUUAACAAAGAAAAUGUUCCCCUCUAACCCGUGGAUACCUUACCGACUGCGGGAUAUUGACCUCAGCUACAACGAGAUACCAGUUGUGACGCACGACUUGACACUCGGGGCGAAGAAAGUUAAAAAGUUGAAUUUAGCUGGCAAUUAUAUUAAUGAUGUUAGGAAUAAUGUACUAGGCAAUCUGACAUCGUUGGAAAUACUAGAUUUGUCUCAUAAUAAUCUGAAAGAUUUGGUUUCGAGAACAUCUGAAAUAAAAUUCACAUUACCAGAGAACAUUACAGAACUAAUUCUAAAGAACAACUCUCUAGGUUCUCUACCGACACCAAACAUUAUGUCGUCGAAAUACCUGAAACUAUUAGAUGUAAGAAAUAAUCAAUUAACUAGCUUCGAACCUGAGUUAGUGAGGAAAAUCAAACAUGAAGGAUUAGUGGUGUUAUUUCAAGGUAACAGCCUAAAAUGUGAUUGCUUCACGCGCCCUCUAAAACACUAUUUAAAUCAUAUUCGUCCAUCAUUAUUGAAAACCGACGAAAAAUACCAAAAUAUAACAUGUGCGGAACCAGUGACUUUGGUCAACGAGAAUAUUUUGACCAUAGACGAAGAUAGAUUGUUGUGCAGUGGCAACACUGAAAUUGAUGCUAAAAUUUUAGAGCAUAGCAACACUGAGGGGGAGAGUGCUUUUGAUUUCACUGCGGAACCCGAUUUGGCUUUUAGAGAUGUGCAAUAUUCACAAACAUCAAUAUACGCCCAUUGGUUUAUAACUACGAACGAGGAUGUCGGAGAUUUCAUACUAUACAUACGCGAUGCUACAAACAAACUAUUAUAUUCAUCUGACGUUGCCUAUAACUUGCGUUCUUUAACCAUACCUAUAGACGAAACCUUCAAAAUAUCACUACAGGAUAAAAAUACACACGAAAUAUGUAUACAAGCAAAAAAUUCUAAUAAUACGCCGAAAAAAUGGCACCCAAAUCAGUGUCAAAAGGUUUUGGAAGAUUUUAAUUCGUGGCCAGUUAAACUGGUUAUAGAUAAACGCAGGUUAACGAAGAAGAAAGUUAAAUAUAGUUGGUUCGGUAACAGUGUGUUAGGGCUGGUUAGCGAUUCGAUUCUGAUUACGCUGUGCAUAUUUUUGAGUGUUUGUUUGAAAAUUACUGAUGAUUUGUGAGAUUUUUUGGUAGAAGAAUGAUCGUAUUAUUAUUUUUUUGACUUUCUUGGAUGGUAAAUAAAUCUUGGUAUAUUUUUUAAAGAAAAGUUUUUCCUAAUUUAAAAUCGUACCUAUUUCAAAGCGGGAUUACAUUUAGUUGCUCUCGCAAAAAUAGAAAUUAAUAUGCAAUGUUGGCAAUUUUGAGUUCUAUACUUCAUUAAAAAAAUAAUUAAAGAAUUUAAAUGAAGUUUUUUGAAUUUCUCUUUAUAUUGUUAUUUAUAAAAAUAUACCAAGAUUGUUUACCAUUUAGGAAGACCACUUAGAAGAGUGAAAUAAACCUACAUUUUUUUAGUGAACUUUUACUAAAUGCAAGCUACAUAAACUAAAAGUUGUGAGUUAUUUAAAUUUUAUAAUCUAGACAAUCUAAACUGUUAUUCAAAAGAAUCUCCUAAAUACUAGAGUUCAGACCUUUUGUCGGCUACGGCGGCUGUUCUCAUAUAGGGCGAUCAGCCAGCUGCGAAGGACAUAUUAUAGUGCACCAGCAAUUGCGCAGAUCUUGAGGUCUUGAGACUCAUAUUUAACAUGAACAAUAUUUUUAAAUUAUUAUUUGCAAUACUCGAUUUUUUACUAAAGAAACUUGACAACGAAUUUUUGACAACAUUUUUUUUAUAAUUUAUGUUAAAAAUAUAUAAAUGACAAAGUAUUAUCACUGCCAUGUGUAAAUAUUUUAUAUUUUUGAAAUUAGUCAUAAGUUUUACACAAAAAACUAAAACUGUUUUUUUUCCUUAAAGGGAUAAAAAAUCGCUUUCUAUGUCAGUAAAAAUGUGAAGGUAAAAUAUUUUUUAUCAGAAAGUCGGCUUCUUAUUAUAGAUCUAUCAGAGUAAGGAAGGCCUUAUUUUCUAUUUAAAUGACUGUAAACUAUAAUAACAAAAAUCGUCCAUCACAAUUUUAUUUAGCUUUAAUUAUUUUCAUAAGUAUAAUGUGUAAAACGACUCAAACUUGUAUUGUAAACAAUAUACAUACCAACUAUUA